This is a messenger RNA of Acanthosepion pharaonis, 1110 nucleotides long. Lineage: Eukaryota; Metazoa; Mollusca; Cephalopoda; Sepiida; Sepiidae. The record is from the annotation of a GenBank genome assembly.
AUGUCUUCUGGAAUGUUGAUGUUUCUUCUGGCGGUAACUAGUCUCCUUCUCUCGGUCUUUUUAUCGCCUGUAAAGAUGAUGAUGAUUCUUCCAUAUGCUGUUUAUCACUCUAUAGUGAUAAUAACUGUUCUCGGGUCAUCAUUGAUCGAACUAUGGGAACCCCGCUCUGUUUUCGCCGCUUGCUUACUUGGCCCCGAAAGACCCUUUUCUCUUUCUCAUCGAGCUUGUAUCUUUCAUGUAUUUGUUAUAAGGCGCAUUUAUUUAAUAUAUUCUCUUCCCAAGGAGCAAUCAAUUCUUUCCUUGUUCAUUCAUUCUUUGAUCAUGCUUUCAUAUUUUCUUUCUUUUUCUUUCUUUCUUUCUUUCUUUCUUUGCUUAAUACUUUAUUACGUUCUUUUAUUUCUUAGUGUCAACUCUCUUUCAUUCUUUCCUUUUUUUCUUUCUUUGCUUUGUGCUUUCCGACAGCUUCCAUCUUUUCUUUCUUUAUUUGCGCAGUGCUUUGACACAUUCUUUUAUUUUCUAGUGCUUUCUUUCUUACUAUCUUUCUUUGUUCAGUGCUUUCAUAGUUUCUUUUAUUUCUUAGUGCUCACAAUUUUUCUUUCUGUCUUUCUUUCUAUCUUUCAUGGCUUAGCGCUUUCCCUCUUUCUCUUAUACGCUUUCAUACGUUCUUUUAUUUCUUUGUGCGUUCAAAAUUUCAUUCGUUGCUCAGAGCUUUCAUACUUUCAGUUCUUACUUCUUUCUUUCUUUAUUUGCUUAGUCCUUUCAAACUUUCUUUUAUUUUUUAGUGCUUUCUUUCUUUCCUACUGCUUUCACAUAUUCUCUUAUUUUUUCGGUUCUUUCUUUCUUUCUUUAUGCUUUCAAACUUUCUUUUAUUUUUUAGUGCUUUCUUUCCUUCUUUCUUUUCUUACACUUUCAUAUUUCCACUUAUUUCUUAAUGCUUUCUUUCUUUCUUUGCUUUCACACUUUCUUUUAUUUCUUAGUGCUUUCUUACUUUUUCUUUUUCUAUUUCUUAAUUCUUUCUUUCUUUCUUUUUGCUUUUACUUAGGAGUUUCAUAUUUAUUUUUAUUUCUUAGAGCUUCCUUUCUUUCAUUCUUUAUUUGCGUAAUGCGAUGA